Lachancea dasiensis is the source of this 2025-nucleotide messenger RNA. The record is from the annotation of a GenBank genome assembly. Lineage: Eukaryota; Fungi; Ascomycota; Saccharomycetes; Saccharomycetales; Saccharomycetaceae.
AUGUUUUGCCAAAAGCUGCGAUCGAAGAUCGCAGCUUUCAAGAUUAUAAGGAGGAAUCUUAGUUUGAAUGCUGAGUUGCGGGCUACAUUAGGAAAAAUUCCCGACUCCGGAGUGGUUGUUGUGGGGGGCGGACAUGCUGGCUGUGAAGCAGCGGCUGGGUCAUCCCGUUCUGGCGCUUCUACUGUUCUAGUAACGCCAUUUCUGGAUAAAAUCGGAACCUGCUCCUGCAAUCCGUCGAUGGGUGGUGUUGGGAAGGGAACGCUCCUCAGAGAAGUAGAUGCGCUAGACGGUGUUGCGCCUAAGGUUACGGAUCAAGCAGGUAUUCAGUACAAGAUGUUAAACAAGAGCAGAGGAGCAGCUGUGUGGGGCCCACGGGCACAGAUCGAUAGAGAUAUUUACCUUACAGAAAUGCAAAAGGCGCUCUUGAAUUACAAAAACUUGACGCUGUAUGAGGGUAAAGUCAAAGAUUUGAUUAUUGACACUGAAAAAUCAAGCAGGGAAACCGGUAGCCAUGGUUUAGUGGUGGGUGUGAUAUUAGAAGACGGUAGGAUUCUGAAGACCUCCAGUGUGGUCAUCACAACAGGUACAUUUCUCAGUGCUGAAAUUCACAUAGGUAUGAAAAGCUUUCCAGCGGGCAGGAUGGGUGAAGAUCCGACCUAUGGCAUCAGUGGAACUUUACGUGACGCUGGUUUCAAGCUUGGAAGGCUUAAAACAGGUACGCCUGCGCGCUUAGAUGGGCGGACAAUUGAUUAUACUCAUUUGGAAAAACAAUAUGGGGAUAAUCCUCCCCAUCCAAUGAGUUUCGUGAAUGAAAAUGUUGCUAUCAAAGACCAGGUGCUGUGUCAUGGGACAUACACGACGCCGGCCAUUCACGAGUACUUGAAAGCCAACUUCCACCAAGCACUGCAUAUACGAGAAACCAUUCGUGGUCCACGCUACUGUCCCUCUAUCGAGGCCAAAAUUACACGGUUUGCUGAUAAGGACUCGCAUAAAAUUUGGCUUGAACCUGAAGGUUUAAAUUCUCACACUGUAUAUCCCAAUGGUAUUUCUAACUCAAUGCCGGAGGACGUUCAGAUGAAGUUUAUGCGAAUGAUACCGGGUCUCGAAAAAGUUGAUAUUUUGCAGCCUGCGUACGGGGUAGAAUACGAUUAUAUCGAUCCACGCGCGCUGCACGCCACUUUGGAAACAAAACCCGUAACUGGUCUUUUUUUGGCGGGCCAAAUCAAUGGUACCACAGGGUACGAGGAAGCUUGUGCGCAAGGCAUCGUUGCAGGAAUCAACGCCGGUUUGGCCAACCAGGGGAAACCGCCUUUUAUUCUUUCGAGAUCAGACGGUUACAUUGGCGUCUUGAUUGACGAUUUGAUUACCAAGGGUGUUGAAGAGCCCUAUAGAAUGUUUACUUCUAGAUCUGAGUUUCGUGUAAGUGUUCGCGCCGAUAAUGCUGAUCUUCGUCUGACACCGCUUGCGCGGCAAGCUGGCGUGAUCAGCGAUGAAAGAUGGAGAAGCUUUCAGUCCCAUAAGCAGCUGUUCACUGAGAUUGUUACCAAGUUAUCAACUUUCGAACUGAGUGCCAGAAAAUGGGAAAAUGUUCUAGGACUUCCCGUGGCUGACAGUGCGAGAAAUAGAACCGCGUGGGAAAUGUUCAGAUUUACAGGGGUGGACUACGAGCGUUUAGUGAGCAAUGUCCCGGAUCUUAAGAGUGACAAUUCCCAGAUCCCGAAACACGUUUUACUUAAAGUCAAUGUUGAGGGAAAAUACGCUCCUUACAUCAAGAAACAGGAGCAGUACAUUAGAGCUUUUCAGGCUGACGAAAACAUGACACUGCCGCAGGGCUUCGACUAUUCUAGCAUGCCUUCCCUCAGCUCUGAGUGCAAAGGAAUUUUAAAUUUAGUUCAGCCGGCCACCAUUGGGCAAGCCAGAAGGAUACAAGGCAUCACACCAGCGUCACUUUUUGAACUAUACAAAUUAACAAGGUUUAGGCAACACAACCUUAACAAAAUUGCCACUGACAACGAUAGAAAAUAG